Messenger RNA from Lycium barbarum (goji berry), 1794 nucleotides. RefSeq lists its product as uncharacterized. Lineage: Eukaryota; Viridiplantae; Streptophyta; Magnoliopsida; Solanales; Solanaceae. The transcript has 2 exons. The coding region runs from base 185 to 1201 and encodes 338 amino acids. The record is from RefSeq and is a predicted model, not a curated record.
UGCUAGUGAAACAUAUCUUAUUCUUCAUCUGAAAGCUGACGAUUGAUUUUUUUUUUUUUUUAAUGGUGGAUGUUCAGGUCAAUUAUGCCUAUUUGCAUCUGAUAUCUGUUAGCUCCUAGCCUCCUACUAGUAUAGAUAUCGGGCUUUCGCGCACUUCUCCAAGGUCUCAGGGUUACAAGCCAACAUGGACAAGAGUGCAUUUUAUGUGGCUGGGGUACCAGAGUCCUUUAAAGAACAGCUGAUACAAGAGAUGCAUUUCACUACAGGUGCAAUCCCUGUCACAUAUGUAGGGGUACCGCUCUCCUCCAGGAAACUUACUAUUCAACAGUGUCUUCCACUAGUAGAGAAGAUAACAGCUAGAGUGAGUUGCUGGACUUCCAAAUUGUUGUCUUAUAGUGGAAGACUACAGUUGAUCAAGAGCGUACUGUUUGAAAUGAAUACAUACUGGGGGCAGGUCUUCCUGUUGCCUAAAAAGGUGAUAAAAAUGGUCAAUACUAUAUGCAGAGUAUUCCUGUGGACUGGAAGUAAUGUGUUUUCAAAAAAGGCACUAGUGGCCUGGGAUACUAUCUGCCAACCACAAGCUGCAGGUGGGCUUAAUGUCAUUGCUUUUGAACAAUGGAACAAGGCUGCAAUUUGUAAGUUAUUGUGGGCAUUGACACAUAGAAAGGAAACGCUUUGGGUUCAGUGGAUUCACGGAUACUAUAUCAAAUGCCAGGACCUUGCAAGUAUGAGUACUCCUAAACAGGCAUGCUGGAUAGUUCGGAAAAUAUUUGAGGCUAAAUCAUGGUUUCCUAACACCAAUGCCAUCACACAUCUGAACCAAUUUGAAGUCGGGGGAAGGUUCAAUAUCAAAAAGACUUACACUGCAUGGUUCCCUCAACUACCAAGGCCUAAUUGGAAGAAUCUGUUACUAUCAUCAGGUCCACUACCAAGGCACCACUUCAUACUGUGGCUGGCAGUACAAAAUCGAUUGGCUACAGUAGACAGACUUGCUAAAUGGAACAUACAGGUGCCUAUGGAAUGUGUGAUGUGUUCUUCACAAGCUGUAGAAACUAUGCAGCACUUGUUUUUCGAUUGCACCUACUCAAAAUAUAUAUGGCACACAAUCUUAACCUGGCUGGGUAUUCAGAAACAGAUAGGCACUUGGGAGGAGGAAGUACAAUGGUUAUCUCAGCGGGUCAAGAACAAGAGGCCAAGGUGAUAUAUCAUGUUUGGGCUGAAAGGAAUGCUCGAAGAUUCAACAAAGAAAGCAGAGUUGCAGUGCAUAGAAUAAGAGAGACAGUGCUAGAAUUACAUAUUAGAGGGCAAUCUAAAUGUAAAUGGCAGAGGCUGUUAGAUCAACUGCAAAAGUACCCUGUCUAGGCUAGUAGAUCUUUCAUCUCUGUAAUAGCUUAGAUAAGGAAACAUGAGAUCUGAACCCAGAGUCAAAACAGGAUCAGUGGUGUAUUAAACUUCUCAUUUGGUUGAAUAAAUUUUUUUCUAUUUGACCAAAAAAAAAAAAGAAAAAAAGACAAAUACAUUGCAUCCAGAAUUACUCAUUUUCCCUCUUUUGGCAUUUUUUGAUGUAUAUAAUAGGGAUGAACUAAUGGAAUUAUAAUAGCUUCUAAUAAUGAUCAAAUACUAGUAUGUUUACAAGUAAUUCUCAACCCAUUUCUUAAGCAUAGUACAUAGACAAUCUUAAGCAAAACUCUCUAGUUUUACAAUUGCCAAAUCUUUUACAUGAUUUGAGAAUGGAAAAUAAAGCCAAAAACAAGUAUUGUUGCUCUAUAAAACAGCUUGUGCAGGCAAAUGUUA